AUGCUCGUCUCCAUCACGAUUGUGUCCUACGCGGCGGGCGGCGUCAUCUUCUCGCGGUACUACGGCCACGAACUACACACGGAGCGCCAGCAAGCGGAGUGGCUGAAGAAGCUGCGGGACGCCACCGCGUUGCACUGGCCCUUGCUCAAGGAAGACAACCCGGAGCAAGUGGCCACGAUCGGGGAGGUCCAGGUCAUGUACAAGCUGCUAGGCGACGUCGUGCUUCUCCUCGCGGGCGUGGAAGAGCACGACGCCCUGCUCAUGUUGGAGCUGGCGCGCGCCAUGACGGCCGCCAUCCGCGCCGCGUGCCACGUCCCCGAGAACAAGCAGGGCGAGACGCGCGCCAGCGCCGAGCGCCGCAUCCUGCAGAACUACGCCAGCCUGUGCCUCAUUGUCGACGAGAUGGUCGACGACGGCGACAUCGACCACCUGGACCCGAAGGUCAUCCUCAAGCUCAUCAAGAUGAGGCCGAGCCGGUAG
This is a messenger RNA of Chondrus crispus (carragheen), 480 nucleotides long. RefSeq lists its product as hypothetical. Gene Ontology annotation, cellular component: COPI vesicle coat. Gene Ontology annotation, biological process: retrograde vesicle-mediated transport, Golgi to endoplasmic reticulum; intracellular protein transport; intra-Golgi vesicle-mediated transport. Bases 1 to 480 code for a protein of 159 amino acids. NCBI's taxonomy places the organism in Eukaryota, Rhodophyta, Florideophyceae, Gigartinales, Gigartinaceae. The record is from RefSeq and is a predicted model, not a curated record. The transcript has a single exon.